ACAUCUUGAUUUUUUUGAAGAAAAGAAAGUGUUGUUCUUUCUCUUGCAUUAUUCUUAAACGACCAGUCGUCAGGUACAGUGUUGUCUGAAAAAUGAUCUCCAGCUCCUGUCAAUCUUCUUUAACAAGCAACAUGACAUCCGUAUUGGGGCUUGUGAUCCUUUGCCUCGUCUUUUGGGUUGAUUCAUCGACUAUUGAAAAUAGGGACUUUUCCGGUCCACUCUGGUAUCCUUCGAGUUUAUUCAGGUUCACUAGACCAUCGACAAGCAGCCGCUCAAUAAAUCGCCCAGCUCCACUGUUAUACGGAUCAUCGACCAAUGCCAUUCAGCGGCCGUUCAAUCCCUUCAGUCGUAUUGAUGUCCACAAUAAAACUGACGUUUUGAUUCCAAUUGUCGUAACAACAACUCCAGCAACGACAACGUCAACAACUCCAGCAACAACAACGACAACAUUAACCCCAACAAACCUGAAGUCUGUCAAAUUUUGUAACCCAAAUGCACCACCUCCGUGUGUCAACAAACGGUUUGGUUUCUGCAUAAACGACGAAGAGUAUCCCGACGACGACAUUAAAUUGGCUACAGAGUUCUCCGAAUUGGCAGACAAAUUCAGCUCCAAAUCGAUUGGCGAUGACGAACCGAUUGGUUCACUAGCCAACACAGUUAACAAUACCGGUUGCGUGACCACCAGUCUGAUUGUUAAACCAUUACGAGCACAAAAUAUCGACGGGGACUGGAGAAUUAUCGUCCAAGAUGCCAGGAACAUCUUUCAAUGGACAUUAAUGGCCGUAUGUGGCAAUCCCGACGCCAGUUGUCAUAAUCCCGAACGAAUCACUCCCGUCUUUUGUUUUAACGGCAAAUGCAAACAAUUGUUUGCCGUUCGACGACUUCUAGCCUUCGAUCCGUGUAAUCCUAAUCGUCAAGUAUUUGUCGAUUCGUUUAAAUUGCCAACUGAAUGCAGUUGCCGCCUUUCUCGAAUGUCUUGCUUCUAUAAAUAUGAUGUUUGAUGUAGUUCUCAUCGAUUGCUCAAUUGUACCGCACCAUGUGUGGCAGCGGUGUUUGUAAAAAGAAAAAUGCUAUUAUUUCAUUUUAAAUAAUAAAAGUCUUUGUAACA
Molecule: messenger RNA, 1108 nt
Organism: Daphnia magna
Lineage: Eukaryota; Metazoa; Arthropoda; Branchiopoda; Diplostraca; Daphniidae
Exons: 3
Coding region: 93-1001 (302 amino acids)
Biological process (GO): regulation of Toll signaling pathway; innate immune response; central nervous system formation
Cellular component (GO): extracellular region
Molecular function (GO): Toll binding; growth factor activity
Source: RefSeq, a predicted model, not a curated record